UUCUACUUCAUCAGUGUGAUUAUAGAAUUAGAAACAGUUUUUUCGUGAAAAUGUGUGUUUUGUGUGCAAAAUAAAUAUUGUUGGAGCACUGCUGCAUGAUACAAAUUCAGUUGACCAGUGAAAAAUUAUGCAAACAUACCAUUGGGCAUCAUAAUCUAUUUCACAUAUUUUCGAACGAAACAUGUAGUUUUAGGAAAGUAAAAUCGAAAUUACACUUCAACGGGAGAGAUAAAAAACAAAGCACGAAAAUAACUGUCUGUAAAGUAAAACAGAUAAUCCUUAUCUUAUCGUGGCGGGAAGCGCAUUACAAUGCAUCGUUGUGUUAGCGGCGAAAGUAACGAAUAAGGUGCGGUGUGUUAGUGGCAGUGUUAAUUUGAUGUGAAUCAUAAUUUCCGCCGCAACGUGCAAAGUGCGGUGUCAAUAUUAUCGACUCGAAUUUUGUUGGAUUAUGUUCGGAGAAGCAGCUGAAGCUCGCCAUUCCUACAACUAUUAGAAACCCAUAAAAGUUCAAAUGGACUACAAAACAAUAAGCGGAGUGUUAUUCCUUUUAGUACUCUCGUCCCUAACUGCUUCCACAGAAUCACAAGAAUUCUGCCCCACAGAAUGCCACUGUGAUUAUGAGAAUGCCGACUUCUUCGUCGAUUGUUCGAGUCUGGGACUGACCGACCUGCCUCACUUUCCAGAACUAGAUAUACGGAUCCUCGAUCUGUCGGAAAAUAUGUUCACCUUCAUCCCACCGCAAUUAUCCCAGUUAUCAAACUUGCGAUAUCUGGAUCUCUCGUCGAAUUUGCUAUCGUUCCUCCCGCCAUACUCCUUCGAUGGGUUGCACUCACUCAAACAGCUAAAUCUGAGCAAAAACAACCUCACCAACUGGGCUGAAAUAUUCCCGAACGAGAUACUACAGAGAACACCUUCCCUCGAGGAGCUGAGUCUUGCUGAGAACCAAUUCACAAGCUUCUCAAGCAAUGACGCCUCGCUAGUUUUAGUCAGUGGCUCUCUGAAGUACCUGGAUUUGAGUAACUGCAAAAUUACGAAGAUAUCGGGAAAGGAAGUCAUUCAGGGAAUGCCCAACCUGGAACAUCUGAAGCUAAGCGCGAAUCCCAUCCACGGAAUAUCGGAUAUGCAGUCUAGCAGUUUGAAGCUAUUGGAUCUAAGCAAUUGCAAGCUCAGUACGCUACAGCCAACAGCUUUGAGUGGACUGGAUUCAUUGGCGUACAUAAACUUGUCCAGAAACACGCGACUUACCUUGUCUGCCCACGGUAAUAUAUCCUCUCCAAGCUUGAAGCGCAUCAAUCUGUCCCACUGCAAUAUGGAUUCGAUCGAUUUGGGUGGAUUCCCAAAUUUGAUGACGCUGGUUAUGCGACAAAAUAUGAUACGUCAGCUGACCAGGGACAGCUUUAUGGCAAAUCCUUUGCUGGAAACCAUAGACAUCUCGUACAACGCAAUCAAUCAAGUUCAGCCGGACGCUUUCCGACGGUUGGUUCACUUGAGAAAUCUAGAUCUCUCGUUCAAUAUGAUCCCCCGUAUCGAUGGCAAAACAUUCAAGGACAACGAAUUGUUGACGCACAUCAAUCUAAGCCGGAACUAUAUAGGACGACUACAGAGAAUUAUGGCGACUUCAUUGGCCUACGUAAAUAUUAGCUGGUGUGAAAUUAUGACAAUCGAUGUGGAUGCACUGGGUGCGAUGCCAUCGCUCAUCGAUUUGGAUCUCUCGAAUAAUUUGCUUUCCGCGGAUCCCGAGAACAUCGCAUCCGAAUCACUACAGACACUUGACCUGAGCAUGUGUCGCAUAACAUCGAUCCGAAAUACGACUUUCGCCAAACUUCCGGCCUUGCAGAGGAUCAAUCUGUCUGGAAAUCGCUUCACGACGCCCUUUAGGGUGGACUUCUUCGAUAACAAUCCGUAUCUUGGUGAAAUUUGGUUGGGCGAUAAUCCGUGGCGUUGCGAAUGUGGAAAUAGAGAUUUUCACAAUUUCUUCGAAUUUUUGACGGAUCCACCGCGAAAAGUCAACGAUCGUAAACAGUUGCGGUGUACCACUCCGGAGGAUUUUUAUGGCGCAACCUGGGAGGCAGCCUGUAGAUCUGUUUGGUUUCCUCAAGAAUCCAUGGGAACUACCGAGAUGAUUUGGACCUACUUCAUGCUAGCGAUUCUUGCGUUUUUCGGUUUCUUUUGCCUGUUUUCGUCGGUCAAGAAAGUCAUUCAUUCUAGACAGAAAUUGGCGGCUGAAAGGGAGCGGAGGGAAAACAUUCAGGAGCUCAGAGAAAUAGCUCGCGAUAAUCAGUUACGCUUGCGACAGGAAGCGCAGCUGAACGCUCCCGAUGCCCGUGAAUCGAGGCCACCAUGCUACGAAGAUGCUAUUCUACUACCAAAACUGGACUCCGUAUCCUUUGCCUCCCUCGAUGAACUGCUGCUGAGAGGUAAACGCAGGAAGAAAAGAAAGCAGAGACAAUCCACCGGAGAUGAGCAGCCAAAUGCUGACGGAGAAGACGAUCAGGUUGAGGUUCGUCUAGGGAACAGAUCGAGAAGUGAGAAUGUUCUCUCUGUCAGAGGAACCGUUUAUCGUGAACCGACCGAUGCUCUCAAUCGAGACACUUCACCCAUCUACCAGAGUCCUGUAUCUAAUCGAACGGUGACCGCAACGGUUAUCGCCAAUGUUCACGCCUCACCAUUGGGAUCCAGAGCAUCACGAGAGACCGUGCCAUCUCCCACAGAGGACGCAGAACUACACUACCAUUCAACCGACAUUUUAGGAAUCAACCGUUCAACCAUAUCAACUGACACGGCAGACCCAAAAUCUCCAACCAUAACCAUCAGUCGCUCAAACAGUGCCGGUCCAAGUCGAAGCAUCGAACACAUCCAAAAUUUCAACGAUCGAAGCUAUGAGAACAGUCCAUAUGCCAAACGGAAAGUGAAACCGCUGCAGCAUCUGAAUCCAAACGGAAGCAUCGAGGAGAUCACCGAUUUCGAGGGUUACGAAGCUAGUCCAUAUGCCAAGCGACGAAUCAAGCAUAUGGCAAGUUUCAAAGGAGAUCACGAUCGACCAAGUUUGCCAGCGAGACCUCCGCCGUUGGGGAUUUAUCAGAUGCUGCAGGAUAAUGAUGCUGAUUCCGAAAUUGUGCUCGUGGAAGAUCAUUUCCUGCCCGAGCAGUCUAAACCUGAUUUGGACGAUUAUACGGUGGUCAAUGAAGCGGAUGUCAGGAUAUCACCGACCAGCAAGGAGAGCCAGUUGGGAACAGACAACGAUCCUAAUUCAAGUAGUGGAAGUAGUAUUGAAAUAAUCCCGUUGAGAAAGGAUAUGUGAUAUCGCAUAGUAUGACAUGGUGUUAAUAAAAAGGAUGAGAAAUAAUCAUCGUCUCGUUUUAUAGCGUAUAUAGCAUGAUAUGUAUUACACAAGUUUGCCAUAAAUGUAUGUCAGUCAAUUGUUGCAUACAAGCUAUGGCUUCUUACUUUCCCGCACUCAAUUUUAU
Messenger RNA from Toxorhynchites rutilus septentrionalis, 3467 nucleotides. Its product is annotated as toll-like receptor 2. Gene Ontology annotation, molecular function: protein binding. Gene Ontology annotation, cellular component: extracellular matrix. The record is from RefSeq and is a predicted model, not a curated record. NCBI's taxonomy places the organism in Eukaryota, Metazoa, Arthropoda, Insecta, Diptera, Culicidae. The transcript has 5 exons. The coding region runs from base 512 to 3301 and encodes 929 amino acids.